AUGGAAUCAUCAGCAACAGAGCCCCCUCCAGGCCUUGAGCAGGAAGGAGAGGUGAGCAGUCGCAGCCUCUCGUCGUCUUCUUUGCCGAGCCCUUUCGACUCUCCCAUCGACCAAAGCUUCAAUUCAGAGGCAUAUGUCAGCCAAACUGCUGCUCAAUUGGUGUGGCAGGCGCAGCCAAAGACAGACCUAGACUUGCAGCCAUUUUGUCUACCCUUCCACGAUGCAUAUCCUUAUCUUGCCAAACUCCCUCGAUUCAACAAGGAAAUACAUGCCUUGCCACCAUCUCAGGGCGCGCCCAACGGUUUCCACCACACACCCUCUCAUCAGCUACAUCUGGGCGGCGUUUACCAGCCAAGCAGUCAAUACUUUGUGGAGCAGCCACAGCCCAUGGUUCCUGUCCCAAGCCCAGCAAUCCCGCCACCAAUCAACGUGCCAUCCGUGGGUAGCGGUUUAGCCUAUCAAACAAACCUGACGCCACGGGGGUGCAAUACGUUCCAGAAUGCUGAGAGCGAUGCAUCCAAUCCAACUGCAAGAGUCUUGGGUAGUACCGAGCAGUAUGUUGGCAAUAAUCUCCACACCCAGCACCAGACGAGCCCCAAGGCAGGCUCCGCGACCAACUCCACGAAUGGUUCGCUCCCUGUUCAACGGGGAGGUCGUGAGUCCAAACAGGACCAAACCCCCGCGGUAGCAAAGAAGUUCCUCUGCACGUUCUGCUGCGACUCGUUCAAAUACAAGCGGAGUUGGUCACGGCAUGAGCUCUCGCAGCAUCUGGAUCUUGGCGGAUGGAAGUGCACGCCGUUUGGCCCUCUGACAGUAUCAACCGUCGAUGGCACGCUGGCCUGUUCAUACUGCGGCCUCGGCAACCCGACAGUAGCACACCUCAAGGAGCACAAGAGCCACGAAUGCAACAAGGCGAGAGUCUUCCCCCGCAAGGAAAACCUCACCUAUCACCUCAUGCGGACCCACAAGGCUAAGCCUGCCCCCCCGUGGACGAAUACGUGGGUUGUGAAGAUGCCGAAGAUAACAUCGCGCUGCGGAUUCUGUGGUGUCCGAUUGGAGUCGUGGGACGAGCGCGAGGAUCAUCUGGGUGAGCAUUUCUCACAAGGCAAGACGAUGCGGGACUGGCGGGGAGAUCAUUGUUUUGCCCCUUGGAUUGCGGCUAAAGUCCGCAAAGCCAUACCUCCGUAUAUGAUUGCCGGUUAUCGAUCGCUGAAGUAG
This is a messenger RNA of Clonostachys rhizophaga, 1218 nucleotides long. Lineage: Eukaryota; Fungi; Ascomycota; Sordariomycetes; Hypocreales; Bionectriaceae. The record is from the annotation of a GenBank genome assembly.